AGUACAAUAUUAUUAUUGCAGCCAUAUACCAAUCUCUCUUUCUCUUACGAAAUAUAAACAAACCCAGACUUCAAAUUUGAUGAAAUUGUCCUCUGACCGCGGAUUUUAGUGUGCAAUAGCAGGUGGUGUUCUCAACAUGAUUAAUACCAAUUUCUUUAAUGAAAUAAACCCACACUUUUGAAUUGUCAAAUUUGGAGAUACAACAAAUAGUUUCGAUUUAUAGCUGAGAUGCAAAACAAGCCUUGAAUCAUCGAGAUGUGCUUUCAUACGGAACAUUCCACAGGCUAGAAAACAAUGUCCUGAUUUUCCUGUCUUUUUGUCACUAUGGAAAGAGGGAAAGUUCAAGGGGGCAGGGGCGGCCGCGUCAUUUUGUCUUGAACCAACUUUUGUAGACUUAUGGACUCAAUUCAUCAUUAAUCAAAUGAUAUGAAACUUGGAAGAAUUCCAUGUAUUUAUGCUUGUAUAGAAUGAUGUCGAGAAUGGUAUGAAGAAAAAAUCGAAGGGUGUUGAAAACCAUCACAAAGGAGUUGGAAACCUCUUUCUCUCUAUCGGGUUUUCAGAGCAGUUGGUGAUUUGGUGUUUGAAUAUUUUCGAUCUUUUUAAAGCCACCGUCUCCCAAACCUUGUUAAAGUCCUUCCAAGCCAUUGCUCAUUCUUCACCAUCCUAGCGCUUCUACCUAACUUUCUGGUUCUUUCAAAUCAUUACCUGAAAGCUGUCAGUUUUAACCAACCACGGAUAAUAGUCUAUACGUCGGUACAAGUUUGAAGAAGUGAAAUUGUGGAAUUAUAGUCAGGAUUCAGAAAAAAUGACUGUGAUGAAAAUUACUUGGAGAUCGAUCAUCCCGAGCUGUUCCAAGGGUGUUGAGAAAAAAGAAGCCAAGCCCAAGAAGGAAGUUGCAAAACAAAGUUCAUUUACGAGGCUUGCAAUGUUAGACUUAAGUUAUCCCAGUUCAAUGCUUUCGGAGGAUCUGUCUGUAUCGCUUGCCGGUUCAAACCUUCAUGUUUUUACGCUUGGGGAGCUAAAGGUGAUAACACAGAGCUUUUCAUCGGCCAAUUUUCUUGGUGAAGGUGGGUUUGGACCUGUUCAUAAGGGGUUCAUUGAUGACAAGCUUAGGCCUGGAUUGCAAGCUCAGCCUGUGGCUGUUAAGCUCCUGGAUCUAGAGGGCCUGCAAGGACAUAGAGAGUGGCUGACUGAAGUGAUCUUUCUUGCACAAUUGAGGCAUCCACAUCUUGUGAAGCUGAUCGGUUAUUGUUGCGAAGAAGAACAUAGGCUACUGGUGUAUGAAUAUAUGCCUAGAGGUAGCUUGGAGCAUCAGCUAUUUAGAAGGUAUUCAGUUUCACUUCCAUGGCCAGCAAGGAUGAAAAUUGCUCUUGGAGCUGCCAAGGGUCUUGCCUAUCUCCAUGAAGCAGAGAAACCAGUCAUAUACCGAGAUUUUAAAGCGUCAAAUAUCUUGUUAGACUCUGAUUACACAGCCAAACUUUCAGAUUUUGGUCUAGCAAAAGAUGGCCCGGAAGGGGAUGACACUCAUGUUUCCACCAGGGUUAUGGGUACACAAGGCUACGCUGCUCCUGAAUACAUCAUGACAGGUCACUUGACAGCAAUGAGUGAUGUAUAUAGCUUUGGAGUGGUACUUCUGGAGCUUUUAACGGGGAGAAGAUCUCUAGACAAGAGCCGUUCCCAAAGAGAACAGAACUUGGCAGAGUGGGCAAGGCCAAUGUUGAAUGAUCCUAGGAAACUUGGCCGGGUAAUGGAUCCUAGACUAGAAGGCCAAUACUCAGAAAUGGGGGCACGAAAGGCAGCUGCAUUGGCUUAUCAAUGCCUUAGUCACCGGCCAAAGCAAAGACCAAAAAUGAGUGAUGUGGUCAAGAUUUUGGAGCCCCUUCAGGACUAUGAAGACAUCCCAAUUGGUCCCUUUGUUUAUACGGUUCCAACCGAAAGUGGUUCGCCAAAGGAGGACGACACUAAGGAAUGCGAACCUAAAAUGGAAUUGAAGAAAGAGAGCGGCCAUCAUCACAAAAACCACAAGCUCUAUCAUGGCCAUAGGCAUCAAAAUAGAUCACCAAGGAUGUCUCCAAUUCACUCGGAAAGGGACACUGUAAAGCAAAAUCUUGGAAAUGAGUCGAAUUCUCCCUUGCACCAGAAAGCUAGGGGAGCGUAGAGUAUAGAUUAGCACAACUGUAAAUAAGCGGCAACUAAAGAUUGCCUUGGAUUGCUCACUGUGGCAAAUGUUAAGUGUAAUUUGAUUCAUUCAAAUACAAGAAUUUUUGUUUUUUGUU
Durio zibethinus is the source of this 2276-nucleotide messenger RNA. RefSeq names its product Protein kinase superfamily protein (gene RIPK). Gene Ontology annotation, biological process: protein phosphorylation. Lineage: Eukaryota; Viridiplantae; Streptophyta; Magnoliopsida; Malvales; Malvaceae. Gene Ontology annotation, molecular function: protein kinase activity; ATP binding. The record is from RefSeq and is a predicted model, not a curated record.